Molecule: messenger RNA, 3924 nt
Organism: Pocillopora verrucosa
Lineage: Eukaryota; Metazoa; Cnidaria; Anthozoa; Scleractinia; Pocilloporidae
Source: RefSeq, a predicted model, not a curated record
UCAAACAACAAUGGCGACCGAAGAUGAUCCAGACAGUGAACGUGCUUCAAAUGUCCUGGGCUUUUGGCGAUGAAUGAAGGCAGCGAAAGUGUUGCCUCGUGGAGCAAUGCCUCAGUUUUACCUCUCUUUCUCGUGAUUACAACGGAACGCGAGACAAGCUCAGUCGCUCAGUACCAUGCAUGCAGCCGAGGGGACGUGGACUCUUCCAAGUCAGGGAGAGUUUUCCCUGCUCGAUCUAGAUGCAGAUAACAUUAAAACUGUGGAAGAGACUACAAAGCGGAUUCAGGAAAACCUUCACUCUUCUCGUGAUUCAGGGUUGUUAAAUACCAUGAUGGAAUAUUACUUAAAAACGCGUUCCCCUACAUGUUUGCAGAUUUUGAGCGGCAUCCACGAAGCGCGAGCUCAGGCAUUAUUUGAGAAAAUGAACGAAUGCCUGAAACAUGCGCCGUCCCGUUUGGACACCCUAUCGCUACUGGGUCAUAUUGUGCGAAGGCAGCCUUCCUGGUUGUACAAGAUUAUAGACACAUCCUUGUUUGAAAGUCUCUUGAAGUGCAUGAAGGGAGAUGAAGAUGUGUUGGUUUUAACAAGUGGUGUUUUAACCAUUACAACUUUGUUACCAUUGGUACCAGCCUCUAUUGGUCAUUGUUUACAGGAUUUAUUUGAGAUAUUCUCCAGACUGUCCUAUUUUAGAGUUCGUCAUUCAGGUAAUGCCCCAGAAGUGCACCUCCUCCACCUUCACGUCGCAGUAUACAUGUUUUUUCAUCGUCUGUAUGCCAUGUAUCCUAACAAUUUCCUGGCAUAUCUGAGAGUAACCUACAGUAAGCCUUCCAAACAGAAACUUUUCCAGAAGGCAAUCAAGCCAAUGAUGGAGCAUGUGAAACUUCACCCAUGUAUUAUUACAGAAACUGUGCACACUGAGACGGAAAAACACAGGUGGCGACAAAAAGAGCCUCACGAUAUUGUGAUAGAAUGCAUGAAGCUGUCACUGGACCCAGUUGACAGAAUGCAAGAGAAGGGAAGUUUAAUGUCAUCAUGGACUUUCAAGCAUAGUCACCAAGACCUUUUUGCAGACAAAUCCAUCAGCUCUGUAUUGACAACAUCAGGUGAUAGUCAAGGACCUGAACCAAGCAGAUUAAAAGAACGUCGUAUGUCAGACUCUGCAACACAGACUGGCAAAUCUCUACAAAGUGGUGACAGUGGCACUGGGUCUGAAAGUUUGCCAAUUAUUGCUACCGACAGGAUUGAGUUAAAUGCAACUCCUGGCUGGAGUCCUUCUGAUGUUUGUGGGUUAAACACCCCACCAUCAUCUCAGAUGUCGCCUUCAACAAGCUAUCCCGAUCUAGUAGCAUCCAUACCUAUCCAGUCUCACUGCAGUACCCCAGGAAUAGUUUACACCCCAGGGCAAUCCCCGACAACAUCUCUUGGGGAAGACUUACAAGGAUAUUCAAGCUCACCUUCAGUGACUGCUGGCAGUAGAGGAAAGUUUGUGACUUCAGGGGGGAUGAACAAUGGAAAGGGGAAUUCAGUUAAAGGUGGGAAGGCUGCUAGUCAAGAGGGGCCAUUAACCAGAACUUUAAUAUCAUUGUUAGCUGAGCAAAGUUAUGAUUCAGCCCCUGCAGCCAUUGGGGAACAACAGACAUCAAUGCCAGGGAAUUCAACAAAAUGUGAGAAGGACAACUUUGAUGCAGUUCUAUCUGAUAGACAAAAUUUAUUGAUUUCUCCAAAUGCUGAUGAAGUACAUGAAGAGGUGUUUAAUGAGGAUCCCUUGACUUUAAGUACAGAACAAUUUCAAUUAUCAAUUAUUUCUCCUAAGGAGGAAUUUAGAGACUCUAAUGACCAAAAGGAUUGUGAUCCAGAUGCAAGAAAACUUGAUACGGUUGAGUCAUGGAAGGAUGCUAUGUGUAAUGAUGUUAUGGAAGAUGCAUUAACCCCUGUAUGUGGUCGAUCUUUAGAUGCAGAAACAUUAUCAAACACACCCAUUAAUGAAACCAAUGAAUCCACAAAUGUUUGUUCUUGUAUAGAAGUUCAGGACACAGAGAGUAGUGAUAUAUCAUAUGCUCAUGCUGUCCCUAAUGUUUCAUCAAUGAGUGAAGAAGCAAGCAAGUCUUUAGUGACUGUACCUGAUUUACAUGUACACCAAGAGCAAACAAAGUUGGGAGAAGUGGACGAAAAUGAAACAAGCCUGAAGUGGGAUGAAUGCUCCUUAAAUGUUUCCAAACCACAUGCUCUAAUUCAAGCUGGGCUGCAGGACCACCUUCCAUUGCAAGCAUGGGACUUGAUUGCAGCUUUUCCACAGCUGUUUAGAAAUGAACAGGAGCAGACUGUUAACAGUACUAUGGCUGACAGAGAGGACUUGGGAACACAACCACAGAUGCAUUGUCUAACGCCAGUUGAGAUUCUUGACAAUUACCUGAAAACAGGCAAGGGCAUACACAAUGGUGAACUCACAAGGAUUCCUCUUGUCAAUCAAGCUGGUACAGUUUGGACCCAUUUUGGAGGUGAUCCUCCAGUAGAUGAAGUAGAGAUUUUGAGAGGACAAGUUAAGUUGCUUCAUAAUCAGCUAUUGUUUGAGCGACACAAGUGUGAUCUUCAUGCUAUCCGUAACAGGAGACUUGUAGGGAAGACACUCAAGGCUGUACAGUAUCAGGAAGAACUUCAGGCCACAAAAGAUCAGCUGAGACUACAGGAGGAUAAAAUGAGGGAACUUACUGAUGCACUCAAUAAUAAAGUGGAAGAGAACAGGAAAUUUAAAGGAAUCACUUCUGCAUGGGAUCAACAACAACGGAUGCAGCUGAGUGAUUUGUCAAAAGAGAAUACUCAGUUGAAAAACACGCAAAGGGAACUCCUUGAGAAACUUGAAGUGCAGCAGAAAGAUUUUGAUACAAAGCAAACUGAGGUUAACCAGGCAAGAGCUAGAAUAUUCACAUUGGAAAAAGAGUUAGAUCAUCUGAAAACAUGCUUAGCGGAAAAAGACCGGCUAUCAGAUCAGAUGGAUCACCUUGUCAAGGAACACCUGAUCAUGGGAGAAUUAAAUCAACAACAGAAAGAUACAAUUAAGAAACUUAGUCUGCUUGAGGGACAGAAUCCGGAAAGCAGCAUGCAGUUACAUAGUUGUCACAGGGAACUAGGAGCUGCCAAACAGACAGUGAAAAGGCAGAAAGCUGAACUUGAAGCUCUGAAUGCAAAACUUGCAGAUAUAGAAUCACUUACUAAUAGCAAGGAUAUCGAAAUCAGAGAAUUAAAGAAAUUCUCUGAACUGUUGAAAGGAACUUACAAUGGAAAAAUAGAGAGUUUGGAAGAAAAAUACAAUGCCCAAAAGAAGGUGAUUCAAGCCCUAGAAUCUCAUAUUUUACAUGUGCAGUCAGUGGAAAGUGGAAAAAAGGAGGAAAUGGAGCGCAACCCCUAACUAUUCAACUUAUUUAAGUAAUUAAAGUGUUAGACCCUAACUUACUUAAAUUAAUAUUUAUUUUUUACCAGUAGGAUAUUCAAAACAGGUCUCUUACUGCAGCUUGUUCUCCAAGCUGACUGGUUAGAACGUUUACUGCUGUAGUUAAUUUAUCUCUGGAUUUCCAGCACAGAGAAACUUUCAUGUGUGUGUUAACUUAAUUUGCCUUACUUACUGUGUAAGAGUCUACAACUGAGACUGCUUGAUUUAAGAAUCAUAUUCACUAUUCUUAUAGUAUUAGUACAUAUACUGUAACUGGCCUAAGUACCAGGCCCUCUUUCACUGCACAUCCUACUAAAUUGAAGAGUUUGUUUGCUUUGAAAUUUUCCCCUUCUAUUUGCAACCAGAGAAAAAGUAAAUAACUUGCUAGCCUUGUUUUCUUGGUCGGUACUGUAAGUUACAAUGCAAACCUCAAACUUGGUUAGUUAGUAAGAAGAAUGUAUUCUUCUCUUCCCUAAUGGUAGACCACUAUUUUACAU